This is a messenger RNA of Thlaspi arvense, 963 nucleotides long. Lineage: Eukaryota; Viridiplantae; Streptophyta; Magnoliopsida; Brassicales; Brassicaceae. The record is from the annotation of a GenBank genome assembly.
AUGGCUUCCUCGAUGCUCAACGGGGCCAUCACCUUCCCCAAGGGAUUAGGUUUUCCCGGUUCCAACUUACAGGCGAGAUCAAUUCCUCGGCCGAGUUUGGUCUCCGUAACCCGAACCACCAGCACUCGGAGAAUCUCCGUGGCAACGAGAUGCAGCGUGUCGGCGUCACGGCCAUCGGCGCAACCUAGGUUCAUACAGCACAAAAAGGAGGCGUACUGGUUCUACAGGUUCUUAUCCAUAGUAUACGACCAUAUCAUAAAUCCGGGCCACUGGACGGAGGAUAUGAGGGACGACGCUCUCGAGCCGGCGGAUCUAAGCCAUCCCGACAUGCGGGUGGUGGAUGUCGGCGGCGGGACUGGAUUCACGACUCUGGGGAUCGUCAAGACAGUGAAUGCCAAGAAUGUGACGAUUCUGGACCAGUCGCCACAUCAGCUGGAGAAGGCGAAGAAGAAGGAGGCGUUGAAGGAAUGCAAGAUCGUGGAAGGAGAUGCGGAGGAUCUCCCGUUUCCUACGGAUUACGCCGACAGAUACGUCUCUGCUGGGAGAGUUCUCAAGAUCGGAGGCAAAGCAUGCCUCAUUGGCCCCGUCUACCCAACCUUCUGGCUUUCUCGCUUCUUUGCAGAUGUGUGGAUGCUUUUCCCCAAGGAGGAAGAGUACAUCGAGUGGUUCAAGAAUGCUGGUUUCAAGGACGUUCAGCUUAAGAGGAUCGGCCCCAAGUGGUACCGUGGUGUUCGCAGGCACGGCCUCAUCAUGGGUUGCUCUGUCACCGGUGUCAAACCUGCCUCCGGUGACUCUCCUCUCCAGCUUGGCCCCAAGGAAGAGGACGUAGAGAAGCCUGUCAACAAUCCCUUCGCCUUCUUGGGACGCUUCCUCUUGGGAACCCUAGCCGCUGCUUGGUUUGUGUUAGUGCCCAUCUACAUGUGGAUCAAGGAUCAGGUUGUUCCCAAAGACCAACCCAUCUGA